Messenger RNA from Equus quagga, 363 nucleotides. Its product is annotated as putative G antigen family E member 3. NCBI's taxonomy places the organism in Eukaryota, Metazoa, Chordata, Mammalia, Perissodactyla, Equidae. The record is from RefSeq and is a predicted model, not a curated record. The coding region runs from base 22 to 363 and encodes 113 amino acids. The transcript is spliced from 5 exons.
ACGAGGGAGGACGUGGGAAAUAUGAGUGGGCAUGUAAGGACAAGAUCUAAAUCUGCAGGAAGAAGAGAUGAUCGAGAGUCUUCCCAGGCAGUUGGACCUGUGGUUGCUCAGCAGCCCAGUGAUGAACAACCUCAACUAGAGGAACCACCAACUGAGGGUCAGGAUAUUACACCUGCUCAGGACAUUGAUGAUGAAGGAGCACCUACAGUUCAAGGGCCUGAUGUGGAAGCUGCUCAACAGGAACUGACUCUGCUGAAGACUGUGGAUGAGCCUGGAGAUGGUCCUGAUGUCGCAGAAGAGAUUCUACCAAGUCUAGAGCCCCUUAAAAUGCCAGAAGCAGGUGAAGGACAACCACAAAUUUAA